Molecule: messenger RNA, 1389 nt
Organism: Exophiala bonariae
Lineage: Eukaryota; Fungi; Ascomycota; Eurotiomycetes; Chaetothyriales; Herpotrichiellaceae
Exons: 1
Coding region: 1-1389 (462 amino acids)
Biological process (GO): transmembrane transport
Cellular component (GO): membrane
Molecular function (GO): transmembrane transporter activity
Source: RefSeq, a predicted model, not a curated record
AUGACCGUGCCGAGAGACAUCACUCUCGCGAAUAUUCGGAGUCAUCAGGGUGAUCCUUACGUCCCUUGCAGCUGUACUCUACAUGACACCUAUGGACCACAGGAGGAUCAUCUAGCCCAAACCCUUUCCGAAGAUGACGUUUCGAAGGAGCUGGAACGAGAGAAAACAAUUGCUGAACAGCCACCCAUUCCGAAUGGUGGAAUGCUCGCAUGGCUCCAAGUCCUUGGCUCGUUUUUCCUAUUCUUCAACAGCUGGGGCAUUACCAAUGCUUUCGGGGCCUUUCAGACAUACUACAACUCUCCCGGUGGGCUUUUGCCUACAGUUUCCAACUCGAAUCUCAGCUGGAUUGGGUCAUUGCAAGCAUUUUUGAUGCUGGUGGUGGGCAUUAUCACAGGCCCUUUGUACGACGCAGGCUAUUUCCGUCACCUCUUAUACUUCGGAUCUUUCCUCGUUGUUUUUGGCAUGAUGAUGACUUCGCUGGCUGGCAAUUAUUGGGAAGUGUUACUGGCUCAAGCUGUUACAAUUGGUGUUGGGAGCGGCUGUUUGUUCAUUCCAUCGGUUGCUAUCAUGCCUCAAUACUUCACCACCCGCAAAGUGAUUGCAACUGGCAUUGCCGCUUCCGGGUCCGCUAUUGCUGGGGUGAUCUAUCCCAUUGUCUUCUAUCGUCUUCAACCACAGAUUGGAUUUCCAUGGACUACUCGAGUACUUGGUUUCAUGAUGUUGGCCACAUUGAGCAUUCCAAUUGCAGUUAUGCGUGUCCGAGUGAAGGCAAUCGGAAAACGUUCCAUAUUCGACAAGGCUGCCCUCAAAGAGCCGCCAUACGUCCUGUUUACAAUUUCCACAUUCUUUCUUUUCGCUGGUACUUAUAUCCCAUUUUUCUAUAUGCCGGGUUAUGGUUUGAGUAUUGGGAUGGAUCCAGACUUAUCUUUCUAUACCAUCGCCAUGCUCAAUGCGGCUUCUACGUUUGGCCGACUGCUUCCAAGCUAUAUCGCGGACAGGGCUGGUCCAUUGAACGUGAUUACGCCUUUCACAAUAAUUACGGCGAUCAUCGCCUUCACCUGGACAGCGGCACACAACUUGGGUGGUGUUAUAGCCAUAUCCCUGUUAUACGGUCUAUUCAGUGGAGCGUUGGUCUCUCUUCCCCCCAGUACCAUCGUACACCUGAGCCCCAAGCUCGGAGCGGUUGGAACGCGAAUGGGUAUGACCUUUUUCAUAUCUGGACUUGGUCUGUUAGCUGGGAACCCGAUCGCAGGAGCUAUCCUUGGGUCCGACAACACUGGGUUUUUGGGAGUUCAAUUGCUUUGUGCCUGCUGCGUAUUGGCCAGCGGCAUCUUGAUGGUCGGCAGCAGGGUAUUCAAAGCGGGAGUUCAUAUUGGCGUGAGAGUUUAA